This is a messenger RNA of Zootermopsis nevadensis, 1244 nucleotides long. Its product is annotated as cell division control protein 42 homolog. The record is from RefSeq and is a predicted model, not a curated record. NCBI's taxonomy places the organism in Eukaryota, Metazoa, Arthropoda, Insecta, Blattodea, Termopsidae. Gene Ontology annotation, molecular function: GTPase activity; GTP binding. Gene Ontology annotation, biological process: small GTPase-mediated signal transduction.
CAGUAGCGCCAAUGGAAAGGAACGGAGACAAUAGUGAUGAUUCAAUUAAGGUUUGACGUUUGAAGAGGGAGGGUCUAAUGAUGCCUCCCUCUGCUUUAGGUUGUACGAGCCCACUUUUGAAUGCUAAUCAAUUUGAAGUAAACAGCGCAAUAGAAAGAAUCAAAUGUGUGUUAGUCGGCGAUGGAGCUGUCGGAAAAACAUCUUUAGUGGUCAGCUACAGCACAAACGGGUUUCCAAACGAAUAUAUUCCAACGGCAUUUGACAAUUACAACGUACUGGUACGAGUUGAUGGCCAUCCCAUAAGUGUGCAGCUGUGUGAUACAGCUGGCCAGGAUGACUUCGACCCAUUACGGUCUCUGUGUUACCCACAUUCUGAUGUGUUCCUUGUGUGCUUUAGUGUCAUUAAUCCUACAUCAUUCCAAAAUAUAUCAGAAAAAUGGCUACCAGAAAUUCGCCGUUUAUGCCCAGAGGCACCCCUAAUUCUGGUAGGUACUCAAAAUGACAGACGACGCGAUGCAAGACAGCUUCAGCAGCUUGCUCACCAUGGCCAAACACCAGUGACAGAGGCUCAGGCACGGUAUCUGGCACGUCAGAUUAACGCUGCCACCUAUGUGGAGACAUCAGCACUCACACAGCGGGAUUUAAAAGAAGCUUUUGAUCAAGCAAUUGUCAGUGCUCUUACACACAGAGGUACUGUUUUUAUGAACACAAAUGAAAGUUCAAAAUUCAAACACAAAAUUAGAAAGAAAAAACAGUCACUGUGGCAAAAGCUAUGUUGUUUUUCUUAGGAAUAUUAAAAGAAUCCAUGACCCUUUUGUUCCUGUAUGUCUACAAUAAAAAUUCUUUGUCAUAUUUUUAAGAAAUAUAAUGUAGCCAUAGUGAGUAGCCAUAAUGUUUUCUCCAUCUGUGAUCAACUUUUUACUUAUUAGACUGUACUCAGAGGUUGUGCAUAAUAAUGGGGAGUCUUCUUCUAUAUGUAAAUAUAUGUCAGAUUAUAUUGUCUACAGGCAUAUUUGUAUUGUAUAUUGUUCUAGAAAUCAGUUUUAUAAUGAUGUUGGAUCACUUAUGCUGUUAUGUAUGUGUAAGAAUUUUCUGUUAUUUUGUUGCAUUGUGUGUAAGAAGGCUCUAACCCUUCACAAGCCUAUGCAGUGCAGCAAAACAUUUAUUAAUUAACAGAUGAUAUUAAUUACUGGCUCAAGUUGCCAGAAAGUAUCUUAAUAAAUUUCCAGAAAAAUUAUUAUUCA